AUGAAGCGGGCCUUCUUCCGCUUCUGGCGGCUGCCCAGGGAACGAAUUCUGACGCAACGGCUCGUCGAACGCACUUCCGCUCGCAAUGCCGCCGUGUUGGCCGCCGGGAUCGGUACGUCUCUCGGCGCUUAUCAAUUGGUCGCGACUGCGAAAGCGGGCAUUUUAGGUCAGUUUGCACAAUACACGUUUUUUAUUGAAAAUCAUCAAGAAUUUAAAGUUGUGCCUGUCUCAAUUUUUUUGUCGCUUUGACUGCUAAAAAAUGAUAGCAAAAAGACUGCAAAAUCUGAUAAAAGACUUGCCUUGCUUUAGUGAAGACUUUUCAAUGAUUCAGAUGGGAGCGACGACGACGCGACCCGUCACAACGUGACCACCGACCACAAACUGACGAAGCGGGAGCUGCGAUUCCUUCAGUUCGCCUCCGUCGAGUACGACGACGUCAUCUACAUGAGUCCGAUGGAUUUCAUCGAUUCGCUGACGCUGGACGCGCCGAGGGAACGGGUCUAUCGACGAGUUCUGAAGGAGAAGGACAUGCAGAGAAUUCUAUCAAAAACGCCGCCGUUCCGCAACGGAAGCAAGAACUUUUUCCGGCACAUGGACCAGCACGGAAUCAUCUCCUACUCUGAGUACAUAUUCCUGCUCACCCUGCUCACUAGUCAGUGCUUCAUUCUCUCUCUGUUUCUAGAUUUCGCUUCAGAAUCGAAAGCAGCGUUCCGAAUCGCGUUUCUGAUGUUCGACGAAGACGAUAACGGUAACAUUGAUCGUGACGAAUUCAUGUUGGUCAGUCGUUUUUCCUUCCGUUCUGUCCCCAAAUUUUUCUGACAUUGCGAGAAGAAAAUGCAGAGAGAAGUGCGAUAUUUGCUUGCUUUUUCGUGUGAUGACCGUAGUUGGAGUAGUGCGAGUGAAAUGAAAUUACCUGAUUUUCGUUGAUUGCAACUGAUGAAAGAGUAUGGAUUUUUGCUUGAGUAACUCGAGUUUUGACUGAUAAUUGAUUAUGCUGAAUGGUUAUUUUCUAUUGUAUUCGGAACGCGCUGCCAGUUCAGUUGAAACUAUCAAAAAGGGAGUAUCCGGGAAACAGUUGCUCAAAUUUGUGAGUUCGCCGUUUUGUGAAAUAUUUCAAAUGCGUUCCAUUGCAAACAAAGACCAAAUUCUCAAUUUUGUCUGCAAUGAAGCACACUUGCAUCAUUUGCCUUUCCCUGGAUUUCCCUGGAUAAGCCUUAAAAACUUAAGUUCGCUUACCUUUUCCCUUUGCCUUAACACAUAAGUUUUCGACAAAAUACUAUGACGUACUCAUUUACUCACUCCUUUUUUUACAUUAUCCCCCCGAAAAACGUCCCCGUUGUUCAGAAUAGCCGUAAAGUAGAAUCGUACGAAUUUAGAUCCGUAGUCUAACGUCGUCGCUUCGCUCAACGACACGUGUGCAGCCGUCGAAGGGCUCCGAAGACGAGGACGGACAAGAUGUAAGCGUUUGACACCCCCCUGCCCACUCACCACGCGACUUCACCGCUUUUUCUCCACACCGUUUUCAUUUCUUUUUCUCUCUGUUGUUCAGUCCUGCCAACUCGACGCCUCCGACUAUCACUUCGUCGUCACGCGCAUCGGCGCGGAUCGUCUGUUCACCGGCGCCGAUUCGUACGCCGUUCUGUUCACCGUAAGCAUCUCCGAAAAUGUCGAUUGCAUGAAUGAGCCGGCUAGCUUCCUGUUGUCCCUCCCACAAAUAUCGCGCUUCCUUCUCCGUCUGUCCACUUCUCCGACUAUUCAACAACUCACCCUUUCCGAUAUCCAAUACGGCUCCCGAUUUUUGCAGAUUGCUCGAAUGUUCGCUUCAAAAGCCGCGACUCUUUCAGGCACCCGACUCGUUCAUGUUCUCGCCUCGAAAACUCCUCCGCCCAUUUCUCAUCUUGUUCAUUUCAGAAAAGCGAAGACGAGGUCCGCAAGCAGGACACCACUCUUCUCCUUCAUUUGUUCGGAUUGAGAGGCAACGCGAAGUUGAGCUUCGAUGAAUUCCAACAGUUAGAGCACUUCUAAACUAUUUAGUCAUUAAAAUUUGUUCUUCAGAUUCUACGAGAACCUUCAGGAGGAGCUCAUGGAGAUUGAGUUCUACGAGUUUGCACGUGGAAAGAGCACAAUCUCUCCUGUGGACUUUGCGCGUCUGAUCCUCCGCUACAGCAUCGUCAACCUCGACGACUACCAUAAAUAUCUGCAGCGAGUGCAGGAGAGAUCGGCGGACGACGAGGAAGGAAUCACGCUUCGGCAGUGGGCGACGUUCAGCCGAUUCCUGAACAACCUGGCCGAAUUCCAAAGCGCCGUCCGUUUGUACGUCAACAGCAACGUACCGGUGUCGGAGCCGGAGUUCGCGCGAGCCGUCGGAUGCACUAUCGGAAAAGAGCUGGAUCCGGUCGUCGUCUCGAUGAUAUUCCGCAUUUUCGACGAGAACAACGACGGAACACUCUCGUAUCCCGAGUUUCUGGCGGUGAUGAGCGACCGAUUGCAUCGAGGUCUUCGUGGAAGACUCGAGAAGCCGUGGGGCUGGAAACCGUUCAAAAAUUGCAUUUUAAGCGAAGUAUCCCGUGCUUAA
Molecule: messenger RNA, 2575 nt
Organism: Caenorhabditis sp. 36 PRJEB53466
Lineage: Eukaryota; Metazoa; Nematoda; Chromadorea; Rhabditida; Rhabditidae
Source: the annotation of a GenBank genome assembly